This is a messenger RNA of Papaver somniferum (opium poppy), 945 nucleotides long. RefSeq names its product accelerated cell death 11-like. Gene Ontology annotation, molecular function: ceramide 1-phosphate transfer activity; ceramide 1-phosphate binding. Gene Ontology annotation, cellular component: cytosol; membrane; cytoplasm. The record is from RefSeq and is a predicted model, not a curated record. Gene Ontology annotation, biological process: intermembrane lipid transfer; ceramide transport. NCBI's taxonomy places the organism in Eukaryota, Viridiplantae, Streptophyta, Magnoliopsida, Ranunculales, Papaveraceae. The transcript is spliced from 4 exons. Bases 126 to 737 code for a protein of 203 amino acids.
UAGAACUCAGAUCCCUGAUAUUAAUCUCGGCUUACUAUAAAUACCCUCCUCCUUUAGAUGAAUAACAUCGUCCAACUUAUAGAUUGUAAACCUUAAGCUUGAGAUUAUAUUAGUAUUAAUUUAUCAUGCCUACUCUUUUGGGAAAUAUGUCCGAAGCAUUCAGGAACCUAGCAGCCAGUACUGUCGAUGGAGAUAUGGAAGUGAAACCUUUUGCUCAAGCAUGUUCUUACAUUACUUCUCUCGUGCGCCUCUUAGGUCCAUUCUUCACAUUCGCAGUAAACGACGUAGCUGAGAAAGUUGAUGAUAUCAAUAGAGCGUCAGAAUUGUUUCGUACAUUAACAUCAAUGGUGGAGGCAGACAAUGAACAAAACGAAUUUUGGACUGCUAAUAGUCACUCAAGAAAUCUUCUCAGACUCAAGAGGAUUAUUGAGAUGGUGAAAAUUUUGUUUGAGCAGAUUGUAGCUUCAAAUUUUGAUGAUGCUGGUGAGAGUUCAUGGGCAUCUAAAGGAUUGGUGGCUUACUCGACAGUUUUUGGUCAACAACAUGGUGCGGGCUUACAGGCUACGCUCACAAACUACGCAUCCUUCAUUCCCACCCAGGCGCAGUUCCUUGUCACAUUACAGGAAGAUGAGGCAUCGUGCGGAGCAAAAAUGACAGUCAUCGUGGAAGCAGCCAGUCUUAUCACUCAAUACAUCAACAACUUAUUCAUUUCAAUGGAACUCAGUUUAGAAGGGUGAAACUCAGAAUAGGAGACAACAUUUCAAGGACAACCUCAAUCAUGAAAACUUAUCAGUGUUCUAUCCUCUGUUGGCUAUUGGAUUGGAUCAUCGCUUCAAGUGCUUUUAAGUUUGUGCAUUAAUUGUUUCUUGCCUGCAGAGAAUUUUCGUGGACGCUUUGUGUUCUCGUGUUUGUUUCUAUGAAUAACACCAUAACGGAUUGUCUUUC